Microthlaspi erraticum is the source of this 579-nucleotide messenger RNA. NCBI's taxonomy places the organism in Eukaryota, Viridiplantae, Streptophyta, Magnoliopsida, Brassicales, Brassicaceae. The record is from the annotation of a GenBank genome assembly.
AUGAGGAUGAUUUGCGAGAAGAGGAGCCUGAGCUCGAUCGAGCUGAGGAUCGAGCUGAGUCUCGAGCUGAGGAUCGAGCUGAGUGCCAGGAGAGUGCGGAUUUGGAGGAUUGGACUUCUCCAAAAGUUCAACAAAUGGCAAGGGAAAGCCAUUGAGAAGAUGCAAAAGUCCAUGGACAAGAUGGUGAGCAAGAUCAAGAGUUUGGAGAAGAAGGUUUCUGGUUCUUCAAGCAAGAAGAAGAAGUCCAAGGCCCCACUUUCCCUAGGAGUAGAUCACUCCUCACCACUCCAAGGAGGCUCCCUGCCCAAGAGCCUCACAGAGCCUCUUCUUUCGAGCCAGAGAAGGAGGAAGGCUUCCAAGGCCAGACGCUCCAGCUCGACCACCGGACUCGAUCGAGUCCAAACAGAGGAAACUCAACUCGAUCGAGCUGACGGUCGAGUUGACCUGGAGGAGCCCCAGUUUGAGAAUCCUGGGAUUCGAGUACGAUCCAACCUACCAGGACUUCUCCCAGAGAUGGACCCCUAUGGACAGUUCGAGCACCAAGCUCCACCAAGGCCAAGGAAGCCACACACACUUUGA